AUGGGGAGCGUGACGUCGGAGGACGCCUCCGAUCGGUGCGGGAGCUAUAGCCCUAGUGCUGAUGUUAGUGAGUCGGAGACCUCGUCGGAGUUCUCAGUGCGGAGGUUCUCCGGCGGGGGAAGAGGCGGAGGCUGCGGUGGGGCGUCGAGCUCGAUGGCCUCGUCUCCGAUGAAGACGGCGAGGGCCGCGAUGGCGAUGAUGGCGGACGCUGAUGUUGUUUUCUGGGAGGGGAAGAUCGAGAAGAGGGAGACGGAGUUUAACGAGGUUGAGAUGAUGAAGGAACGAUUCGCAAAGCUACUCCUUGGAGAAGAUAUGUCUGGUGGAGGAAAGGGAGUCUGCACUGCUCUUGCCAUAUCAAAUGCCAUUACCAAUCUCUCUGCCACUGUAUUUGGGGAGCUUUGGAGGUUAGAACCCUUAGCACCACAAAAGAAGGCGAUGUGGCUUCGUGAGAUGGACUGGUUGGUAUGUGUUAGUGAUUCAAUAGUGGAACUCAUCCCGUCAAUCCAAGAAUUUCCUGGAGGUGGGACAUUUGAAGUGAUGGUUUCGCAUCCUCGCUCUGAUCUCCACAUGAACUUACCGGCACUUAAGAAGCUCGAUGCAAUGCUUCUUGGGAUGCUUGAUGGUUUUAGGGACACUGAGUUUUGGUAUGUUGACCGCGGAAUUCUGAUUGCUGAUGCUGAUGAGGAUGGAAGUGGGGCUUACCCGUCUUCUUCAUUUGGGAGGCCAUCAUUGAGGCAAGAAGAAAAGUGGUGGCUUCCGUGUCCACGAGUCCCGCCAAAUGGAUUGUCGGAGGAAGCAAGAAAGAAACUGCAGCAGUGUCGAGAUUGUGCAAGUCAGAUACUUAAGGCUGCAAUGGCGAUUAAUAGUGGGGUGCUUGCUGAGAUGGAAAUUCCUGAUGCAUAUUUGGUGAACUUGCCUAAGAGUGGAAAAUCAUGUUUAGGUGAGAUAAUCUACCGCUACAUAACUGCUGAUCAGUUUUCUCCCGAGUGUCUCCUUGACUGCUUAGAUUUAUCCUCGGAGCAUGAUACUCUAGAAAUAGCAAACAGGGUUGAAGCAGCUAUUCAUAUUUGGAUGAUGAAACACCAAAAAAGGCAUCCACUCCAUUCCAAGGCGAAGAAAUCAUGGAGUGGAAAGGUCAAGGGUCUUGUUAGCUACGCAGGAAGCACACAUUUUCUAGCACAACGGGCGCGGAGCCUGUUGCAGAGCCUAAGACGCCAGUACCCAGGUCUUCCACAGACUGUUCUUGAUAUGAACAAGAUUCAGUACAACAAGGAUGUGGGGCAGUCCAUCCUGGAGAGCUAUUCGAGAGUGAUGGAGAGUCUGGCAUUCAAUAUAAUGGCCAGGCUCGAUGAUGUAAUUUAUGUAGAUGAUGCAAUGAAGAGAUCUGUAGCUGCUGAGGCAGUCUCUUUAUUCAACCGAGGUGGAGGUUUUGGAGGACUUCCUCUUCAAAAAAGAAUCUCGCCGAGCCCGUUUUCCAUUCAAAACACCCCCUAUGCUUCUCCUUUUGCCACACCAACAUUUUGUGCUUCAACCCCGGUUACUUUAAGUCCGGGCAGAUCACACUCUACACUGAGCAAAGAAAAUAUUGGCCUUCGGCAAAAUAUGAAGUUGAUAAAACCUGUUUCGGAUGAUGUUGAGAGAGUUUGGUCAUACACUGGAAAUCUAAGUGCUAGAAAGGAUGCAGGAGAUGCUCCUGAAAGGGAUUGAUAUAAACCGAACAAACAGGAAAUCUCAUAUAAGAAGCUUGCGUAGGUGCAAUGUUUUUUUUUUUCGUGGGU
Molecule: messenger RNA, 1778 nt
Organism: Asparagus officinalis (garden asparagus)
Lineage: Eukaryota; Viridiplantae; Streptophyta; Magnoliopsida; Asparagales; Asparagaceae
Product: rop guanine nucleotide exchange factor 1
Exons: 5
Coding region: 1-1707 (568 amino acids)
Molecular function (GO): guanyl-nucleotide exchange factor activity
Source: RefSeq, a predicted model, not a curated record